GCUCGAACUGGUCAGGAUCACUGUGCCACCCAAACGCUCGUAUAACCAGACUUUAUUCACAGGAUCUAGCGGAACAGCAUGAGCGAUCAAUAUAAAGAUUACCAAACACUUUUGCGACUGAUAAACCACCAGGUGGCACGUAUUGGUGGGCCUUUUAGACUCGACACAAAGCUAUCACGUCUGGCAAACAAGCACAGGUACUCCUCUAAAGCUGCGCAGUCAGCACUGCAUUCAAUAAAUCACCAGUUGAGGCGCCAUGUUCAAUUGUACUUUUCUAAACAAGCUAUAUCACAAGUUGGUGAUCAGAUUGAAGAGAUUUGGAAACAGCGGGAUGAGGAGUCUAUGAAUGCGCUCCGGAAGGUUGAAUCUGUCGAUAUCCCAAUCAACAUACAGCCUAUUGAGAAACUAUACGUAUUGAAUGACGUUUUGGAAUCUGUCAACGCGCUUCCCGAAGUAGAAGGGAGCAAAUACAACUUCUAUAAUGUCAAACGACAAGAGCUUGAGGAGAAAGUGAGUAAUAUACAGCGAUUAAGAGCAAAGAAACAGCUUCUAUCCAAUUAUGGUCGAUUAAUUCGUCAAAAGCUCGGGUCAAGAACCAACAUCCAGAACAUUUUGAUGCCACCAAACAAUGAACAACGAGAUGAGAUGGCAAAGGCCAUUAUUGCACUGGAAAGGUUAACUAGCCUGGAAGGACCUAGGAAGGACAAAAUCAGGAGUUUACUCAAGAGUAAAAGGCUAUAGGUGGAUUCCAAUUGCUUUGCUCUGUCGUUAUAUGGAUUCCUAUAACUACAAAAGCCUGUCAAAAAGUGAAAAAGAGAAUGCAACGUAG
Molecule: messenger RNA, 829 nt
Organism: Williopsis jadinii
Lineage: Eukaryota; Fungi; Ascomycota; Saccharomycetes; Phaffomycetales; Wickerhamomycetaceae
Exons: 2
Coding region: 79-741 (220 amino acids)
Cellular component (GO): Mis6-Sim4 complex
Source: RefSeq, a predicted model, not a curated record